Adineta ricciae is the source of this 456-nucleotide messenger RNA. The record is from the annotation of a GenBank genome assembly. NCBI's taxonomy places the organism in Eukaryota, Metazoa, Rotifera, Eurotatoria, Adinetida, Adinetidae.
AUGACUGACCAACGUUUGAAAUUCUGUGGUGUUCCACCACCUGUCGCACCUCGUCGUAGUCGACAAAACAGUGCAUGUAGUACACAAAGUAGCGUUCGCUAUGCUGUAUUCAUGCCUCCAUCACCUUUGCCGUCAGCACCUGUUCGUCGCCGUCGUGUCAUUGAAUCUGUACAUUUACAUGUCGAACGAAAGAAGAAAACAUUUGAGAAAAUAGUGGACGUAAUGAAAGGAAUAAAACCUGUGACGAUGCACGAAUUAGGUUUAGAAUUUCUUCGUGUUUACGAUGGAAGAUUCAACUACCGUGAAGGACACACAUUCGUAAUGCCAUACAGAAAGAAAACAUGGUAUUUAGUGAUUGAUAAGAUCACAUGUGUUGAUUGUCCAGUUGGCGAGGUUGGACCACGGUCAGUACUGAUUCUCAAUUAUAAAAAUCAAUAUACAAGUGUACAUGUUUAA